Monomorium pharaonis (pharaoh ant) is the source of this 2256-nucleotide messenger RNA. Its product is annotated as 4-hydroxybutyrate coenzyme A transferase. Gene Ontology annotation, biological process: acetate metabolic process. Gene Ontology annotation, molecular function: acetate CoA-transferase activity. The transcript has 6 exons. Gene Ontology annotation, cellular component: mitochondrion. The coding region runs from base 282 to 1730 and encodes 482 amino acids. The record is from RefSeq and is a predicted model, not a curated record. Lineage: Eukaryota; Metazoa; Arthropoda; Insecta; Hymenoptera; Formicidae.
CGCAGCUCGCGAUAUGGCGCUACGUUCACGCGCCUCCCCGUGUUUCCCGCGAUCCGCCUGUCGGAGUGUCGGCGAUCGACGAAUACCGUGUCAACGAAGUGCGUGCGGCACUCGCGACAGUGGAGUAGCUGGGCUGGGAGUAGUGGUCGUCGCGUUUCUCACGGACGUGUGUCGUGUAGGAGGGGUUCCUGUCGACUCGUGGUUGCGAGUUAGUCAGUCGAAUUCAGUGCGCCCGUGAGAGGUGAUACCGCUGGUGGACGACGUGAUCGGUAGACAAAGUGAUGGCGGCCCUUAAGCGAAUCACCAGCCUGACCAGGGCGCUAGCGACGAUGACGUCCGCCUCGCGGCCCUGCCUCCAGCACGCCACGAGGAAGACUUUCUUCACGUAUGUAAAUGAGCCCUCAAUGCCGAUUCCUGGCAAGGAACCCUGCUGGGUGAAAACCGCCGACGAGGCCAUCGAGCAGGCCGAACUUGACUCAGAUCAGACGGUGUACGUCCAGGGCGCGGCGGCGACACCCGUUGAAUUACUGAGAGCGAUGACCGACUACGGAGUGCGCUGCGAUGUGAGAAACGUCCGUUUGUAUCACAUGCAUCUCGAGGGGCCAGCUCCAUUCGCUAAGCCAGAAAACGCAAAGCACUUCAGAUCCAUCAGUUUGUUUAUUGGUGGCAACGUGCGACCCGCGGUGAACGCAGGCAACGCUGACUGCAUUCCCAUUUUCUUGCACGAAAUUCCGCGUCUCUUCAAAGAGGGCUAUCUUAAACCCGACAUCGCACUCAUUCAUGUGUCUCCACCGGACGAAAAGGGUUACUGCUCUUUUGGCACCAGCGUAGACUGCGCCCGGUCCGCCGUGAGUCAUUCCAAACGUGUCGUAGCCUUAGUCAAUAAGUACAUGCCUAGGACUUUCGGUGACGCUCUCAUUCAUGAGAGCCACUUGGAUUUUGCUGUGGAGCACCACAAACCUUUACCAGUUCAUCCAGUGAAAGCACCCUCCAAGGCUGAGCAGCUGAUCGGUAAGCACAUUGCCGAGAAUCUGGUGGUAGACGGUGCUACGCUACAGCUUGGUAUCGGCAGCAUACCCGAUGCCGUAUUAUCGCUGCUGAGUAAUCACAAGGACCUGGGUAUCCACAGCGAGAUGUUCAGCGAUGGCGUAGUGGACCUUGUGAACAAGGGUUGCAUCACGAACAAUCAGAAGACGAUGCACCGAGGCCGAAUUGUCGGUUCAUUCUGCGUGGGCUCAGAAAAGCUCUACGAAUUUAUGGAUAACAAUCCUUUUAUAGAGAUGCUGGUGGUAGAUUACGUCAAUGAUCCUAGAAUAGUUGCCAAACAACCGAAGAUGACGGCUAUCAAUUCAUGUAUUGAAGUAGAUCUUACCGGUCAGAUCUGUUCGGACAGUAUUGGAACAAGAAUGUACUCCGGUUUCGGUGGACAAUUAGAUUUUAUUACGGGUGCUGCGAUGAGUGAAGAUCGGGAAGGAAAGCCAAUCAUAGCGCUUCAAUCGGUUACCGCUAAGGGCCAUAGUAAAAUACAGCCGGUUCUGACAUUGGGUGCCGGUGUAGUCACAAACAGAGCGGUGGUGCGAUAUGUCGUGACGGAGCAAGGAAUCGCCAGUUUAUUCGGCAAGAGUCUUCAACAACGUGCGUACGCAUUGAUCCAGGUGGCUCAUCCCGAUCAUAGAGAAGCACUUGAGAAAGGUGCAUUCGAACGCCUAAAAGUGAUGCCUGCCCCUUAAACCGAAAAAAAAACGUGAUAUAGGAAAUCAUAUUUAAUAGCAUUUUACAAUCGGUCACCCUCGUGUGCUUUAGCCACGCACAACGGCCAAUCAUCACAGUGUUGCGAAGUGUCUUCUUCUUGUACUAUAUUGUACGUGCUCUCUUACUGGAAGACAAUUCGCCGGCCUUCUAGAAUCCGCGAGGUAAAGAGUGAGAAAAAAAAUAUACACUAGACCGAAAAGUUAAUGUGCUAAAUUGUAUCAUGUAUGUAAGAGUAAUGCAAGAUUGCACUUGUUUCCAUAUAUACAUAUAUAUUAUACAUAGAUUUAAUUUAAGCCACGUAUUUUAUAUUAUCGCGAAAUGAAACGUGUCUCGAAUGUUUGUGUUUCGAAACACAGACAAUGGCGCAACUCGGAGCCGUUUUUAGAUGUAAACAUUUUUUAUAUUAAAUCUGUCAACGUUCCUUUGUAUUUUCGUGUUACCAUUGUAAUGAUAAAGUUUGAAGUAGUAACACACAGGAAGAAAUAUAUAAGAUGAGGACGCUAA